AUGGAGGCAGAGAACAGCACAAUGGUGACAGAGUUCAUCCUCCUUGGUCUGACGCAGUCUCACGAUGUUCAACUCCUCGUCUUUGUGCUGGUCUUCAUUUUCUACCUCAUUAUUCUCCCUGGCAAUUUCCUCAUCAUCCUCACCAUAAGAUCAGACCCUGGGCUCUCUGCUCCCCUUUACUUCUUCCUGGGCAACUUGGCCUUCCUGGAUGUGUCCUACUCCUUCAUCGUGGCUCCCAGGAUGCUGGUGGACUUCUUCUCUGAGAAGAAAGUCAUCUCCUACAGAGGCUGCAUCACUCAGCUCUUUUUCCUGCACUUCCUGGGAGUUGGGGAGAUGUUUCUUCUUGUGGUGAUGGCCUUUGACCGCUACAUCGCCAUCUGCCGGCCGUUACACUAUUCGACCCUCAUGAAGCCCAGUGUCUGUUAUGCAUUGCUGUUGAUCCUAUGGAUUGGGGGCUUUGCCCACUCCAUUGUGCAAGUGGCCCUAAUCCUGCACUUGCCUUUCUGUGGCCCCAACAGGCUGGAUAACUUCUUCUGUGACGUCCCACAGGUCAUCAAGCUGGCCUGCACGGACACCUUCGUAGUGGAGUUACUGAUGGUCUCCAACAGUGGGCUGCUCACCCUCCUGUGCUUCCUGGGGCUUCUGGCUUCCUACGCUGUCAUCCUGUGCCGUGUGAAGGGUCACUCCUCUGAGGGGAAGAGCAAGGCAGUCUCCACAUGCACCACACACAUCAUCAUUGUGUUCCUCAUGUUUGGCCCUGCCAUUUUUAUCUACACUCGCCCCUUCCGGGCUUUCCCAGCUGACAAAGUGGUUUCUCUUUUCCACACAGUCAUCUUUCCCUUAAUGAAUCCUGUGAUAUAUACACUUCGCAAUCAUGAAGUCAAAGUCUCCAUGAGGAAAAUGCUAUAUCGGCACAUAGUUUUAUGA
This is a messenger RNA of Ochotona curzoniae (black-lipped pika), 927 nucleotides long. Its product is annotated as olfactory receptor 4N5-like. Gene Ontology annotation, biological process: G protein-coupled receptor signaling pathway. The coding region runs from base 1 to 927 and encodes 308 amino acids. Gene Ontology annotation, cellular component: membrane. The record is from RefSeq and is a predicted model, not a curated record. Gene Ontology annotation, molecular function: G protein-coupled receptor activity; olfactory receptor activity. The transcript has a single exon. NCBI's taxonomy places the organism in Eukaryota, Metazoa, Chordata, Mammalia, Lagomorpha, Ochotonidae.